Molecule: messenger RNA, 1107 nt
Organism: Fonsecaea erecta
Lineage: Eukaryota; Fungi; Ascomycota; Eurotiomycetes; Chaetothyriales; Herpotrichiellaceae
Exons: 6
Coding region: 1-1107 (368 amino acids)
Molecular function (GO): methyltransferase activity
Source: RefSeq, a predicted model, not a curated record
AUGCCAUCACCACCAGCCAGAUCACCGCGCCGUACCUCUCCUAAUCUAGGGCAAUCUUCGUCACCGCCAACACCGCCAAUAGCGGAACAAUAUCGACCAGAAGAUCCAGGCCCUGGCUCGGGCUCAAGUUCGCAGCCUGGUGAGCCUCAAUCAUUCACGGAACUAGAUCCGGACCAGCCGAUCGAAGUUGAUAGAUCUGCAGACGUGGAUUCUGCCUACGGUGAAUCAAUACAGAGUGAUUUGACGUCGUUGGCUUCCAGCGUCUCUCGCGGUGUGUGGGAAUAUGGUCGGCGAUACCAUUCCUACGGUCGAUCGCAGUAUGCGUUCCCCAACGACGACGCCGAGGCUGAGAGGCUCGACAUGCAACACGCCAUGCAGACACACCUGCUGGGCGACCGACUGUUCUGGGCGCCCAUCGACCCCAACCCGGCCAGAGUGCUGGAUCUCGGCACGGGCACGGGCAUCUGGGCAAUCGAGUUCGCUGACAUGUUCCCGUCGGCCGUGGUCACGGGCACCGACCUGAGUCCCAUCCAGCCCGAGUGGGUGCCGCCGAACUGCAGCUUCGAGAUCGACGACGCCGAGGCCGACUGGACCUGGGACGAGGGCACCUUCGACUACAUCCACAACCGCAACUUCGUGUGCGCCAUUCGGGACUGGCCGAAGCUCAUUCGCCAGUGCUUCCAAUAUGUCAAGCCCGGUGGCUGGGUGGAGUGGCACGAAAAGCAUCCCUAUCUCCUCAGCGAUGACGGGUCUCUGCCGAAAGACUCAGCUCUUUUCCAGUGGGGAGCUAAAUUCUUCGAAGCCAGCAUUCAAUUCGGAACAGACGCCAGGUCACCCCGGCAUCUGAAACGGCUCAUGGAAGAGGCCGGGUUCGUCGACGUUGAAGAACACAUCCUCAAGCUCCCCGUGGGGUCGUGGCCCAAAGACCAGCGCCUGAAGGAGGUGGGCCUGUUCGAGACAGUCAACAUGACCGAGGGCAUCCAGGGGUUAACCAUCAUGCUCUUCACGCGUUGUCUGCACUGGACGGCGGCCGAGGUGGAAUCGUUCCUCUUGGAGGUCCGCCGGGACGUCAAGAACAGGGCAAUCCACAGUUAUUAUCAUUUGUGA